Molecule: messenger RNA, 810 nt
Organism: Mustela erminea (ermine)
Lineage: Eukaryota; Metazoa; Chordata; Mammalia; Carnivora; Mustelidae
Product: basic proline-rich protein-like
Exons: 2
Coding region: 1-810 (269 amino acids)
Source: RefSeq, a predicted model, not a curated record
AUGGGUGUGUGGAGUGAGAAAGAGAUAAGGAACAAACGAAAACGCAAACAACUACAACAUGAAAAGGAAUGGCAUUUUCAGGGAGUAUUCCAGAAGACGCAAGGCGCAGCGUCGCUCGUGAGCAGAGCCCGGACCCAGGCAAGAGCGGACACACCAGACCAAGCAGAGGGACAGUCUCCGCCUUCGCUAGGCCCCCGGCACUCGCCGCGCAGCCCGAGCCCGACCGGCCGCCGAGCCUCCCGGAGUCCGCGGUGCCCGACGGCUCCCCGGGCGCCGUCCCCGCGCCGCCUGCCCGCCGCCGCCGCCAGGAGGCUCCGUGCGCCUUCCCGCCUUUCCCCGCUCCGCGGUCGGGCCGCGCCGGACCGGGCGGGCGGCGAGGCGGGCGCGGGCGGCUACAGCGCGUCCAUUGUCCCGCAGCCCCUCUCGGGCGCGCAGGAGGGGCUGGCCGGGUGGCCGCCUCUCCCCGCUGACCGCCGCCCCGAGACCGGGGCCCCCAUCGCCUGCCGCCCGCGCCGCCUUUGUGACGGUCCCCAGCCCGUCCGAGCCGGCGCGCCGCCGCCGCCGCCACCAGCACCGCCUCCGGCGCCCGGGGCUGCAAAUGGCGCCCGACCGCCUCUGCGCCUCCCGCCGCUCCGCGGGCCCCUGGAGUUCUGGGCGCGCGGCGAACCCGCGAACCCACGAACAACCCCCCUCCCCCGACAGCCUCCCGCCGCCGCCGCCGCCCGCAAGGAGGCCCCGGGAGCAUCCCGCAGCCCCAUCGCCCCGCCGGCCCUCUGCCGUGUACACCUCCGGAAGCCCCAGAAACACUAA